This is a messenger RNA of Fusarium subglutinans, 3096 nucleotides long. RefSeq names its product transcription activator acu-15. Bases 1 to 3096 code for a protein of 1031 amino acids. Gene Ontology annotation, molecular function: DNA-binding transcription factor activity, RNA polymerase II-specific; polygalacturonase activity; zinc ion binding. The record is from RefSeq and is a predicted model, not a curated record. The transcript is spliced from 3 exons. Gene Ontology annotation, biological process: regulation of DNA-templated transcription; carbohydrate metabolic process; DNA-templated transcription. Lineage: Eukaryota; Fungi; Ascomycota; Sordariomycetes; Hypocreales; Nectriaceae.
AUGCUCUUCCAAUCAGUCUUCUUUGCUCCGCUCCUUUUACUGGUCACCCAAGGAGUUGCAGGCACUCUUACCUCACACGACCAUUCUCUCGCGCAGCACAAGCGAGCGACUUGUACUCCCAAAUCAGCCGGCUCAGUUUCAACAGAUGAUGUCCCCGCCAUCGUCGCCGCACUGAAGCAAUGCGAGAAUGGAGGAGUCAUUGUGUUUCCCAAAGAUACCACCUAUAUGAUUAGAAGCAAACUCAGUUUCACCGGUUGUACAAAUUGCGAAGUCCAACUCGAGGGCCGACUCAAACUGUCAGACGAUUACACCUUUUGUAACAACUCUCGUACUCAGAUCGACAUUCGUGGAAUUAACGGGCUGAAGUUUCAUAGUCCUGCUGGUACUGGGCAGAUUGAUGGUAACGGACAAGCUGCGUGGGAUCGUUUUGGAUCAGUCGGGGAUUUGAAGAGACCUGUAAUGUUCGCAGUGGAAAGCUCCACUGAUGUUGAGGUUAAUAGUUUUCUUAUGAAGAACGCGCAGAACGUCUUUGUUGAUAUCGGAUCCAACAGUGAGAGAGUCAAGUUCCUCAACAUGGACUUGACUGCCAUCAGCAAGUCAAGCUAUCCGCCAAAAAAUACUGACGGAUUCGAUAUCGGAGCAUCCAAGUACACGACUCUUUCGAACAUCUUCAUCCAGAACGACGAUGAUUGCGUUGCUUUCAAGGCAGGCUGUGAUCAAGUCACCGUCACCGACAUUACCUGCCAAGGAUCCCACGGGCUAUCAGUCGGUUCUCUGGCCAAGACAAACACCGAUACAGUCACCAACGUCUACGUCAGAAAUGCCACCAUGAUAGGCGCUACGAAAGCGGCUGGAAUCAAAAUCUACCCUGGCGGUCCUGAUCAUGGCACAGCAGUUGUCCACAACGUUACCUGGGAUGGUGUUAUCGUUGAUGACUGCGGUGCUGCAUUCGAGUUUGAUGCUUGCUACAACGAAGACGAGUCUUACUGUGAGCAGCACCCCAGUACCGCACAGGUGACAGAGAUUUAUGUCAAGAACUUCUCCGGAAAGACUAGCACCAAGUAUUCUCCUACCACUGGCCAUGUAUACUGUCCUGUUGAGGGAAAGAAUUGCGAUAUUGAGUUUACCAACUGGACUGUAAAGUCUGGAACUGGUGCUGGGCAGGUUUUGUGUGAGAAUAUUAGCUCUGAUGUUUUGGGUAUUACCUGUCAUAUUACCAAGUUCCGGGUAUCCCGAACCCCACGGAUCAAGCGGAACCGACCCGCGGUAUCUUGCUCAACGUGUCGUGCACGCAAGCAGAAAUGCGACAGACAACAACCAUGCGGCCCAUGUCUGAAGCGUGGUGUUGAGGACUCAUGUCACCUAGACUCAACUCCGCGACCACCGCCUGCUUCGCUGGUUAAUCGUGGUGAUAGUCGAGUCCAGAAUGAGCUUAGGCAGAUGCAGAGCCUUCUCCAGAGUCUCCUCAGCCAGCCUAACCAUGGCCAAGCGGCCACAUCCUGCGAUAAACUAGCCGCGGGUGUGGAUCGGAUUCGGCAGGCUAUCAAUGACACCACUGUUGUGGCUCCCGAGGUGGACCAAACCCCAGACAUCGUGUUUGGAUAUCUCGCCAAAGUUACCUCACAAGAUGUUCUAGCGGCUUUGCCAUCCCGCCAGCAAUCUGACAAGAUAGUCUCGACAUACCUCAACUCAAGACAUAUUGCAGUACCGUUCAUCCAUAUCCACCAAUUCCGCAGACAGUGUGAAGCCUUUUGGGACAACCCUGAAUCUGCAAACCUGCUAUGGGCAAGCAUCCUGUUCUCAGUCCUUGCCGUUGGUAUCAUCAUAUCUGAUGACAGGAGAAAUCACCACCAGUCUGCGACAUUUGUUUCUAUGUCAGCUAAAUGUCUUGUAUCCGGACAGUACAGAACAGCAAUCGAAUUCUCUGUGGAAGCCUUAGCUAUGCAUCUUCAUGCACGGUGUUUCCAUCACGAUGAGAGGGACAUCAAUCUCUCCCAGCUGCAUGCGUUAACUGUUCGUGUCGCACAACAGCGGGCAUAUCAUGUGGACGGGGACAACUCCUUGCAGGCUCUGACGCCUUUCCAAGUCGAAAUGAGACGGCGCGUUUGGUAUUAUCUCCAAUACUACGACGUUUUGCUCUCUCUUGAGCAUGGAUUGCCGCCGGUUAUACACGAAGAUACAUACUCUAUGAGCCACCCAACAAACGUAAGUGAUGAUGAGUUUGAUGAGGAAUCGAACUUUUUCUUCUCCAGUCCAGCGACAGAGCUUUAUACCGCGCUCCCUUGCGUGUACAUGUCCCAACUGUUGCCAAUUCUGAGACGCAUCAUUUGCCAUGCCCUUGGUUUCAAGACCUACAACUAUACGGACGCUCUGUUGCUCAAAUUGCAGCUUGAGACAUGGUACAGAUCGAUUCCGACCUGCCUCCUCGUGCAUUCCGUUAGGGAUACUUCCUUGACAAACACUGCUUUCACUGCUUUGCAAGGCGUCUUAUUUCAGCUCAUUUAUAACACCGGAGUCGCGCUGAUAUAUCGUCCGUUCCUCGAUAUCAUGAGCCUUGAGAAUAGAUAUUGCAAAACUGCGCUCGACGCGUCUCGCUUGAAUGCACUAAGAUCUAUCGAAGUGUACAUAGAGGUUGAUCAGCAGAUGCAGAGAGGGGGCAGACUCUACAACGACCCUCAAGUAAAAGCUAACUUACCUGUCAAUGAUUUCUUUAUAAAUAUGAUCAUGGCACCGCUUGAGUUCUUCGGCUGUCCCGACUUACCGCAAAGCAAGAAGGGCUAUAUCAUCAAUACUCUCAAAACGGCAGCACAGCUGUGGCCCGCAAGAUCAUGUGUCUCUUCAUACGCCCUCGAAAGCUCCCGACUGCUUCAGGUCAUCCUGACAGAUAUCUACUCGUCAACCUCGAUUGAGCGUCCUAUGUACCCAAAUGUCUCUGAUUCAAACCAGGAGAGUGCCCUACUGCAAUACUUUGGUACAUAUGAGUCAAGAAACGGCGAUGUCUAUGAAUUGGACAAUUUCCUAUGGAACACCACUGUAACGCCGGAUUGGGUUUGUACACGUAUCCACAUGGAGAGAUGCGCCACUGACGAUACGUAG